UAAUUCCGUAAUAUAUCACGGUACCUCGUAAAACCGACACUAAAACGUCCCGGCCUACAAAUCACCCGGCCAAAUUAUGAGUUCAUUGUAUUAUGCGAAUGCUUUAUUUUCUAAAUAUCAAGCCGCAAGUUCAGUUUUCCCAUCCGGCGUCUUUCCUGAGCAAACUUCGUGCGCUUUUGCCUCCAAUACCCAGCGAACGGGGUAUGGAUCCGGUUCCAGCGCUUCGUUUGCUACCAGCAUGCCUGGGCUCUACGCCAAUGGGAGUAGCAUGCACCCCCAAACCUCUAGCAUGUAUUCCACCAGCUACGGCCUGGAAACCAGUUCUUUCAACAUGCACUGUUCUCCGUUUGAGCAAAACCUCUCGAUGAUGUGCCCGGGAGACGCCUCCAAGCAGACUUGCAGCAAAACGGAUCAGAGGGACUCAGACUUGCAAAGCGAGAGCAACUUCCGGAUCUAUCCCUGGAUGAGGAGUACAGGGACUGACAGGAAAAGAGGACGUCAGACCUACACCAGGUACCAAACCCUGGAGCUGGAGAAAGAAUUCCACUAUAACCGCUAUUUGACCAGAAGAAGACGCAUCGAAAUCGCUCAUGCUUUGUGCCUGACAGAGAGGCAGAUCAAAAUCUGGUUCCAGAACAGGCGCAUGAAGUGGAAAAAAGAAAAUAAAACUGCAUGCACCAGUUCAAAUAGCCAGGAAAAACCAGACGCUGAAGAUGAUGAAGAAGAAUGAAAGGGAUGGGUUUGGGUGAAGGGGACUUUAGUCCAGAAAGCUAAUCCAGGAAACGUGAAACCUAAACAUAAAGGACUAUAUAUAUAUAUAUAUAUAAAAAUAAAUGAAAUCAAAAUAAAAACAAGCCUAAGAAUGGUGCAUUCUGUUUCCUGAUACUGAAAAAAAAAUACUACCUAUGUUAGUCUCUCUUUUUUUUUUUGUACAAUAGAAUGGAUAAUAAUAUCUACCUAUUAAAUGUGGCUUUAGAGUCAGAUAGACACAUUUUUCUAUGUGAGUCUUCAUACAGUACAAGUAUUUGUAAAUCUCCCUGUUUGUAUUUCCUUGUGUACUUUUUUGGUAUGAAGUAAUGUGGCCGUGUUAGCACCUUUAAUUAGAAAAUGUGAUCUGAAAGUAUGAAGGGAAAUUAUACAUAGCGUAUAUAGUACUCUGUACAUAAUAUGAAUUAUGAUGAUCGCUUGUUCUGUUGUAACCUCUGUGGUUCUUUUCUGGUUGCGAUGCUGUUUUUGUCUGUGUAUAUUUUUACCUGGACCACUUCCUUGUUCAAGUCAUUAGAAAAAAUGAAUUAAUAUUGUGCUGAGUAAAGCGGUGUAUAUCAAGGUAGACGAUUAUUUAAUAGCAGCGAGUUUCUUUUUCCUGGUUUGUGAUUAUUAUUCUUCAAAAUAAAAAUAAUAAAAACAC
Molecule: messenger RNA, 1408 nt
Organism: Caretta caretta (loggerhead turtle)
Lineage: Eukaryota; Metazoa; Chordata; Testudines; Cheloniidae
Gene: HOXB7
Product: homeobox B7
Biological process (GO): regulation of transcription by RNA polymerase II; anterior/posterior pattern specification
Cellular component (GO): nucleus
Molecular function (GO): RNA polymerase II cis-regulatory region sequence-specific DNA binding; DNA-binding transcription factor activity, RNA polymerase II-specific
Source: RefSeq, a predicted model, not a curated record